Molecule: messenger RNA, 1684 nt
Organism: Oncorhynchus mykiss (rainbow trout)
Lineage: Eukaryota; Metazoa; Chordata; Actinopteri; Salmoniformes; Salmonidae
Source: RefSeq, a predicted model, not a curated record
CUUACCAAGCUAUAAACGACACGUCAGCAUUUUUUUUUUUUGCCUCGUGUAUUCAAAUUUUGAUUUUGUUCGUGAACACGAUUGUGUGCAGUAGUUACACAGUUUCUUGUUUCAUUAUCAGACUGUCAGCUCAACCUCAAAUAGAAGGUCAAUGCCAGUGUGACAAUGGAUGGGUACUCGGUCCAUAAAGUAAUAGGUGAAGGGUCCUUUGGUCGGGCACUACUUGUCCAAUCCAGAAUCAACCGUGAGAACUAUGUCAUGAAAGAGAUCCUACUCCCAAAGACACAAUCCAAGAUGGCGAACACCAGAAGAGAAGCUGUGCUCCUGUCCAGGAUGAAACAUCCCAGCAUAGUGGCCUUCAGGGACUCUUUUGAAGGCGACGGCCACCUCUACAUAGUGAUGGAAUUCUGUGGUGGAGGAGACCUGCUCCAGAGGAUACAACGACAGAGGAACACACUGUUCUCACAGGAAACAAUUCUGAAGUGGUUUGCUCAGAUGUGUUCUGGUACGAUGCACAUCCAUGACAAACGGGUCCUACACAGGGAUCUCAAGUCCAAGAAUAUCUUCCUGACAGACGAUGGCACGGUGAAGCUGGGUGACUUUGGCUCAGCCUGUGUUCUAAACAGUGCGAAGGCCUACGCUCACACAUACGUUGGAACGCCUUACUAUGUGUCUCCAGAGAUCUGGGACAGUAAGCCGUACAACAACAAGAGCGAUGUGUGGUCUCUCGGCUGUGUCCUCUACGAGCUCUGCACCCUGCGACACCCGUUUCAGGCUCCUAGUUGGAAGAGUCUGAUCAUGAAGGUGUGCCGUGGUUCCUACCCUCCUCUUCCCCAACACCUGCCCUAUGAGCUGCACUACCUGGUCAAACAGAUGUUCAAGACCAACCCCAAAGACCGUCCGUCCCUCCACACCAUCCUCACGUCUCACCGCGUAGCCGGUCUCCUGCACCGACACCUGCCCAACAAGGAGUCGGAGAGGAGAACAGGGAGAUGGAGGAGAGAGGAGGGGGAGAAGGUGGCCUCACUCCUAGGGCAGAAGACCCUCAUCACAAGCUCUACCCUGGAGGGUCUGGAGAUCUGUGUGGCCCCUACUGAGGCCCCUACUGAGGCCCCUGCUGAGGCCACUGCUGAGAGCAGCACCAAUAGAGAGCAUCGUGGCCCUCGUAGACAGUGGGCCCCAGGCCCCUCAGACACAGCUCUACAGGUGUUGGCUAACACAGACCUCCUCUCCUCUGGGAGUCUGGCAACCACAGGCCAGACACAUUCAGAGAACAGAGAGCGGAGACGAUGGGACAGGAGUCCACCAGAGAAGCUACUGAGACUGUUAGAGAAAGCCCAGCUCUCCACUGCUUUCAGAACCUACUCCAUACACACAGAAGGUGAAGACCCUCUGGUAGGCCCCCUGUCCCGGGGAGGAAGGGACGACACAGACGGACCGACAGCUGGACAGACAGAGGAUGAAGAACGGCUGCAACCACGCUCUGACGACGAGGAUACAGACUUUGAAGAGGACUGUCCCUGUGACUGGAUGGAGGAACUGGAGCAGAUGUCUAUGGACCACUGAUACCUAGCGGUCUACCUAGCGGUCUGCCUAGCUAGCGGUCUGCCUAGCUAGCGGUCUGCCUAGCUAGCGGUCUGUCUAGCUAGCUAGCGGUCUGCCUAGCUAGCGGUCUGUCUAGCUA